Messenger RNA from Osmia bicornis bicornis, 1528 nucleotides. Its product is annotated as phospholipase B1, membrane-associated-like. Gene Ontology annotation, molecular function: glycerophospholipase activity. The record is from RefSeq and is a predicted model, not a curated record. Lineage: Eukaryota; Metazoa; Arthropoda; Insecta; Hymenoptera; Megachilidae. Bases 1 to 1245 code for a protein of 414 amino acids. Gene Ontology annotation, biological process: phospholipid metabolic process. The transcript has 8 exons.
AUGAAGAUUAAAAGAAUUUGUUUAUUGCUAAUUUUGGUUGUGUUACCAGUAGUUAGAGGUUCCAUCAUGGACCUGCUAAGAAGAGUCUUCCAAUUGGGGAAGAAUGAUGUUGAGAGAGAGGAACUUAAAUACCCUGUGAUGUAUAGUGGAAUAAGGAGUCAACCCCAAGUUCCUGAUUACGUUCCGUUUCCAUGUAACGUUCGCUCUGGACGGUCACCUAUUGUGCCUGACAAUGUGCAUCGAUUACGACCAGGUGACAUAGACAUAGUCGGUGGCCUAGGUGAUUCACUAGUUGCCGGAAGUGGAGCUUUGGAAGAGUUUGCCAUUGGAACUUUCAUAGAAGCACGAGGUGUCAGCUGGUGUGUGGGUGGCCAAGGCGACUGGAGACGGUUUUUAACCGUUCCCAAUAUAUUAAAGGAAUUCAAUCCAAACUUAGUUGGUUAUUCGACGGGCACAGGCGAGUUUAUUUCGACGAAAGCGAAAUUGAACAUCGCUUUCCCUGUCGCGGCUACCGAGGACGCGCUGCAUCAAGCGCGCAUCCUUGUUCACAGAAUUAAAAGGAACCCUAGGAUCAAUGUGAGGCAACAAUGGAAGUUGAUUACGAUCUUCUUCGGCGCUAAUGAUAUUUGUUCGGCGCAGUGCUUCAGCCCUAUACAAUUUUCCCCACUCCGAUAUGCUCUUCAUUUACAAAGAGUCUUGGACUUCCUGAAAAUUGCUCUACCUCGAACCUUAGUCAAUCUCGUACCAGUUAUAGAUGUUACAGUUUCCAUUAGGAUACCAAGAAGUGCCAUGUGUAACAUUCUGCAUCCAUUGUACUGUGCUUGCAUGCACAGGGGCAAUAGACCAGACAUUGCAGCUUCUAAAAUGUCGCACUUAUAUCAACAAGCUGUAGAAACUUUAGUAUACUCUGGAAGGUACGACAACUCUCCAGACUUCACAGUAGUGUUGCAACCAUUUAUUAAAGUAUUCAACGCUCCAAAUGCUGAUCCAAGCAAAGCGCCGCCAUUAGAUCCUAGUUUGGUCACUUAUGACUGCUUUCACUUUAGUCAAAAGGGUCAUGCAUUGGGAGCAAAUUUAUUAUGGAAUAAUAUGUUGGAGCCGGUAGGAAACAAAACAGACCAAGGAGUACCGGAAAUCUUUGAGCGGAUUUUGUGUCCUAGUGAACAGACACCAUAUAUAUUUACAAAUGUGAAUUCCAAACAUUUUCGACUGACAGGCAGUCAAGACGGGACAAUGGACAGAUAACGAGCAGACGUUCUGAUACCGUUGCCUUCAGUCGUGAUAAUCACUGAUAUGGGUCGAACAAGACUCCAGUCAAAUGGAAAAUUUGAUGUUCAAGUGGCGUCUAAAAACCGAUAUACGCUGUACCAUUCUUAUCGUACCGCCGUGCCAGGUUCCGCAAAUGCGAGUUCUUAGAAACGUGAUGUUCUAAUAUUCGUUCUGUGAUCAACUGUUUUAUCGUGUUGGGGUCACCAGUGGACGACGUUCCAAAUUUUGUAUGAUUGAACAAUUAAUAGUUUGUCACAUU